CUCAUUUCCAUAAAAAAUUAUAACUUCAUUUCAAGUUUUGAUUCAUAUCCUAAAAUGGGUAUUUUUUUUUUUGUUUCGUGCAAUGGUCACUAACAAAUUGAUAUGUCUACAUUUGAUAUAAAAACAUUCAAGAAUAUAUAUACAUGUUACUGAUCUGUUAUUCUUUCUGUUUUAAUCUUAUCUUCUCAGUUAGAUUCGUUGAAGAGAAUAUUACUACAAUGUUGGAGACAAGGAUCAUCUCAAACUCGGAGGUCUUAUAUGUCGGAGGAGACGAGGGAGAUACGUCACCGGGGACGAAAGUUCUUCAAAAUUUUCAGAUCAACGAGGAAGGAGGAGGAGGACUGAUAAGAUCAUGGGUUGAUUCUAUGAGAGCUUGUUCUCCUACUCGUCCCAAAUCCUUAGAUAGCCAAUCUUGUUGGAUUAAGGAACAUCCAUCAGCUUUGAAGAUGUUCGAAGAAAUACUUCAUGAAUCUGAAGGGAAGCAAAUCGUUAUGUUUCUUGAUUAUGAUGGUACUCUCUCUCCCAUUGUUGAUGAUCCCGAUCGAGCUUUCAUGUCCAAGAAGAUGCGAAAUACUGUGCGGAAACUUGCAGACUGUUUUCCAACAGCCAUAGUUAGUGGGAGAUGCAGAGAGAAGGUUUCUAGUUUUGUGAAAUUAACUGAGUUAUACUAUGCUGGAAGUCAUGGCAUGGACAUCAAAGGACCAGAGCAAGGAUCUAAGCACAAGAAGGGAAAUCAAUCUCUUCUUUGUCAACCCGCGACUGAGUUCCUCCCGGUUAUUAACGAGGUGUAUGAAAAACUUGUCGAGAAAACCAAAUCAGUUCCAGGAGCCAAAGUUGAGAACAACAAAUUUUGUGCGUCAGUUCACUUUCGAUGCGUAGAAGAAAAUAAAUGGAGUGACUUGGCCCAUCAAGUUCGAUCAGUGUUGAAGAACUACCCCAAGCUCAUGCUUACCCAAGGAAGAAAAGUCUUGGAGAUUCGUCCAAUCAUUAAGUGGGAUAAAGGCAAAGCACUCGAGUUUUUGUUAGAAUCACUCGGAUAUGAUAAUUGUACCGAUGUAUUUCCUAUAUAUAUUGGAGAUGAUCGUACCGACGAAGAUGCCUUUAAGAUACUGAGAGAUAAAAGACAAGGCCUUGGAAUUCUUGUAUCCAAAUACGCAAACGAAACUAACGCUUCUUAUUCUUUGCAAGAGCCAGAUGAGGUUAUGGUUUUUUUAGAACGUUUGGUGGAAUGGAAACAGUUAAGAUGUGGGUCAUGAAGAGUUUACUCCAAGUACAGGAGAAUCUUUUUUUUUGUUUACUAUGUAUUAAUUAUUAAGAUUCUAACGUAUCUUGAGAACGAGAGAAUGGUUUUUUUUUUUUUUUAAGAUAACAAGAAGACAAAUAUAGAGGGGUUCUUGUUCCUUUCUUUUACAACCUUGGUUUUGAGACUACUAGUCCUUUGUUGCUAUCAAUGCAUGAUGUUCAAAUCGUAAA
Molecule: messenger RNA, 1473 nt
Organism: Camelina sativa (false flax)
Lineage: Eukaryota; Viridiplantae; Streptophyta; Magnoliopsida; Brassicales; Brassicaceae
Product: putative trehalose-phosphate phosphatase E
Biological process (GO): trehalose biosynthetic process
Molecular function (GO): trehalose-phosphatase activity
Source: RefSeq, a predicted model, not a curated record